GAUUUUCUAUUUAUUGUGUAGAAUUCUCUGAACUAUAAAUAAGACAAAUUUAUCCCUUCAUCUGCGUCUUCUUCGUUUCUCCGCUCACAAGAAGCUCCGGGCUAUACCUAGGAUCAAUUUUCGUUAAUCUCUCCUCGAAUUCUAAGAGGCUUUAGCAAGAUUCCACCGGUUUGUCGGACAAAUUUCUUGAAUCUCAGGUACCCAUUUCGAUUUCGGUUGAAAUUAGGUUUAUUUCUCUCCGGUUAGGGUUUGGGCGCCGUAGCUUGACAUGACGAUAUGUGGUGAGAGUGAGAUGUGUCUCACUGAAGACGAGCUGUCUUACCAGGAAAAGAAUCUUUGGAAUUCUUUUUGCUGCGAUGACGACGAUACAGGCGAUGCAGAGUAUGAAGAUGAUAUUUCCCGGUCGGUGAGAGAACUCGGGAGAAGGAUAUCGGAAGGAAUUCGCCUGCACGACGAUGGCGGGGAGCUUCAGUCUUUAUGGGUCGCUCUUGCAAAGCUGUAUGAGAACCAGAGAGACCUGGCCAAUGCAAGAAGGAUCUUCGAGAAGGCGGUCCGAGUGAAGUACAGAAACGUGGAUCAUCUGACCAGCGUAUGGUGCGAGUGGGCCGAGAUGGAGCUGAGGCACGAGAAUCCCCAAGAGGCGUUGGAUCUAAUGAGGCGGUGCACUUCCGCACAAGCCGCUGCCGAUGGGAGCGGACCGGCCCAGAUGAAUCUGCACAAAUCCCCGAGGCUCUGGGCGUUUUACGCCGACCUGGAGGAGAGUCUUGGAUCGCCGGAUUCGACAAGAGCGAUGUAUGAGAGGAUGUUGGAUUUAGGAACAGCCACGCCUCAGACCAUUCUGAAAUACGCUUCCCUCCUCGAGCAAAACGGCAGCUCCGAAGACGCGUUCAAGAUGUACGAAAGAGGUGUCGAGAUCUUCGAGUAUCCUCUCGUGAAUGACAUAUGGGCGGCAUACAUCGCCAAAUUUGUCGAGAGAUAUGGAGAAACCGAACUGGAACAUGCCCGCGCCAGUUGCAGUCAGAUUCCACCGGAGGAUAAGACGCAAGGGGACAAGAGGGUCGACGUGGAAGGCAUGGAGAUGUCCGAAGGAAAAGAUGAUCAGAAGAAAGUUCGGUCAGGCCUUGCUCGCAAGAGAGGAGGAGGAGACGGUGGCAAAACAGUGUACGGCCGAAUCAUAAAGAGACUGAGGCUAAGCUAUGCCUCUGAAUUGAUUGGAUCUAUUGCGGUUUUCGCUUAAGCUUAGCUUUGUCGCGGAAACUAUGAUUAAUGUAAUUAAUGAUGAUUAAUGAGUAUGAGAUUUUUAUUAGGCCACGAACAA
Messenger RNA from Tarenaya hassleriana, 1318 nucleotides. Its product is annotated as pre-mRNA-splicing factor SYF1-like. Gene Ontology annotation, biological process: mRNA splicing, via spliceosome; generation of catalytic spliceosome for first transesterification step. The record is from RefSeq and is a predicted model, not a curated record. Gene Ontology annotation, cellular component: Prp19 complex; post-mRNA release spliceosomal complex; U2-type catalytic step 2 spliceosome. Bases 269 to 1237 code for a protein of 322 amino acids. Gene Ontology annotation, molecular function: protein binding. The transcript is spliced from 2 exons. Lineage: Eukaryota; Viridiplantae; Streptophyta; Magnoliopsida; Brassicales; Cleomaceae.